Messenger RNA from Corticium candelabrum, 872 nucleotides. Its product is annotated as ras-related protein Rab-35-like. NCBI's taxonomy places the organism in Eukaryota, Metazoa, Porifera, Homoscleromorpha, Homosclerophorida, Plakinidae. Gene Ontology annotation, molecular function: GTPase activity; GTP binding. The coding region runs from base 22 to 672 and encodes 216 amino acids. The record is from RefSeq and is a predicted model, not a curated record. The transcript is spliced from 2 exons.
ACACACCCCUGCACGUGCAGAAUGGCGGCGUCUGGGGCAAUGCGGAAGUACAAGGUUGUCUUGCUAGGCGACGUCGGGGUUGGAAAAUCGAUGUUGUUCGAGACUGUGAAGAGUUUGAAAGAGGCUGGAAGGCGGGAACAGCAAAGUGCGACUCCGUUGAAACUCGGAUAUGGAACGAGUACGGAAAUCAGUUAUAGAGUCUACGUUGGAGACGUUGGAGUGUUGUUCAGCCUGUGGGAUACUGGUGGUGUGGAACGGUUUCGAACAAUCACAAGAAACUACUACAGCGGCACCAAGGCGUUCAUCUAUGUUUACAACACAUAUAACAGAGCCUCACUAGACGGUCUACUCACAUUCAUAACAGAAGGAAAUUCGGAGUCAUCCGAUGCCCUCAGAGUAUUAGUAGGCAACACCAAUGGCUCACCGGAUCCUGAAGCUCGUCUCGCAGAUGAACAAGUGGUAAACAGUUUUGCCCGCCAGCAAGGGUUUCUGUCGACUCUGAGAUUCCGGUUGUCUGUUACCUCAAAAGAUGAUGUACUUAAGCUGUUUCAGACGAUCGCAGAGCACUUAAUAGAAGGUUACUCCAACCCGCCAGACGCGAACAAUACAGUCACCCUGGGACCGGGACCAGGACCAGGACCACUAGACCCUGGAUGCUGUCUCUGCGGCUAGGACAGACGAGACAGACAGACAGACAACCGGAAAGUUACAGUCGAGGCACAAGAUUUACUAUUGAUCAAUUUCUACUAACUGUAUAACUCAAACGAUAUUUUGCAGGCUUGGGAUUUGUCAACAUAUGAGUGAUUUGGGUAGUCAAAUUUGCUUUAUCUAUUACAUUGUAUAUAUGCAUCUCGUUGACCAGAAACACAAAA